Austrofundulus limnaeus is the source of this 499-nucleotide messenger RNA. Its product is annotated as wiskott-Aldrich syndrome protein family member 2. NCBI's taxonomy places the organism in Eukaryota, Metazoa, Chordata, Actinopteri, Cyprinodontiformes, Rivulidae. The record is from RefSeq and is a predicted model, not a curated record.
CCGUCCGCCACCGGCGAGCGCGCCCGCGCGCCCGCCACGGCCCGAGGCUCGAACUGUAGGUGACGGGACCGAGCGGAAGACUGAGUUUGCAGCGGUACUGCCAAGGAUCCCGGCGCGGUGGGCCGGCUCGCCCGGCGGUGCUCCGGCACCGCACGGACGGGAAGGAGCCGUUCGCCCACGCCACGCGGCGGGCUUCCCGAAGCACGACGUUUCUCACGCCCUGCGAUCACGGCGGGGCACGGGACCCGGCCCUCUGCAUGACACGACGGCCGACGUUGGGUGCCUCUCCGGAGCCCCGGCGUCCGGGCCCCCCCCCCUCCCUCCGGCGGCGGAGGCUACCUGGUUGAUCCUGCCAGUAGCAUAUGCUUGUCUCAAAGUUUAAGCCAUGCAUGUCUAAGUACACACGGCCGGUACAGUGAAACUGCGAAUGGCUCAUUAAAUCAGUUAUGGUUCCUUUGAUCGCUCGCCGUUACUUGGAUAACUGUGGCAAUUCUAGAGC